Molecule: messenger RNA, 3174 nt
Organism: Monomorium pharaonis (pharaoh ant)
Lineage: Eukaryota; Metazoa; Arthropoda; Insecta; Hymenoptera; Formicidae
Gene: PolI
Product: DNA polymerase iota
Exons: 2
Coding region: 543-2270 (575 amino acids)
Biological process (GO): translesion synthesis
Molecular function (GO): damaged DNA binding; DNA-directed DNA polymerase activity
Source: RefSeq, a predicted model, not a curated record
AGCCGACCAUCUUAUAUUUUUUACAUUUGGCAGGUUUCUCCGCGUAUAUCCUAGAUAGAACUUCUCAUAUAUAUCAUCUGUAUCUAUGACAAUUUAAAAACAUGGCUACCAUGUGAAAAUUAAUUGGUUGGUUUGCGUACUGUAAACAAGUUUCUUUCUAUCUCCAGUUUUGUCAUGAGAGAGCACUGUUUUGCAUUGCCAAUUGCACGAAUCGUCGAUUGACAGAAACGUGCUUCGCGCUUUGGGGUGCUGGAUCGAGGAUCCACCGAAAGCGCCAAAACAACUUUCGGGAGUGAAAGCCCUUACGCAAACUGACAGUAUAGCGCAGAUUCUGUUUCUCACGAACGACUGAUGUCCCGUGGCCUUCGUUCCAUUAUCUGGAAAUAUUCUCGUCUUUCUGCGAGAUCGAAGUGCACUGCAAAUUUGUGUAUGAAAAUCCCUUUAAAAAUGCAAUUGAGGAAGCGCUGAGAAGUGGAACGUGAGAAUUUUACGUGCGAACAUUAUUAUUUACGAGGAAACACACUGCUCCAUAACAAAUAUCCAUGGAUACUGCAUGUUUUGAUACCAUUAUGUGUCAUCCGAAAACCAUCAUUCAUUUGGAUGUUGAUUGUUUCUACGCUCAAGUGGAGAUGAUUAAUCAUCCAGAAUUGGAGGGAAAACCAUUGGGCGUCCAACAAAAGAACAUAGUUGUCACCAGCAACUACCUUGCAAGAGAUUAUGGAAUAAAGAAAUGUAUGUCAGUGCAAGAAGCUUUGCGGUUGUGUCCAGAGCUGUCGUUGGUGAAUGGAGAGGAUUUAACGAGCUACCGUCAUUAUUCAACUAAGAUAUCUGAAAUUCUGCAUCAAUUCACACCGCUAGUAGAGAGACUGGGCUUCGAUGAUAACUUUCUUGACGUGACGUCGAUAGUAGAGAAGCAGCUUAAGUCUGAGAAUGAUGAGCUUGAUAUGAGCAAUGUGGAGUUUGAAGAUUUAAAGGAGGUUACCAAGAUAUUUGGUCCCUCAGAGGAGGAGUGUCCAUGCGGCUGUCACACGCGCCUGAUGAUUGGCUCGAAGAUAGCAGCUGAAAUAAGGAGCCGCAUCUACGAGGAACUUCAUCUCACUUGUAGUGCUGGAAUAGCUCACAAUAAACUUCUAGCCAAAUUGGCGGGAUCGUUGAACAAGCCAAAUCAGCAGACGCUCAUCUUCCCAUGCAGCGGGCCGAUGUUGCUUUCUACGAUAGAUUCUGUAUCUAAGAUACCUGGUGUCGGGCAAAAAACCAUGGAAUUUUUGUUGUCGAAUAAUAUAAGGACAGUUCACGAUCUACGUAGAAUACCUUUGGAGAAUCUGGAGCUAAAGAUUGGCGUUGAUCUGGCGAGAAGAUUGAAGGACAACGCAGAGGGAAUCGACGAGACAGCAGUAAAACCGUCUGGAAAGAAGCAGUCCAUAGGCCUGGAGGAUGGAUUCAAGAGCGUUUCGCUGGUGGCCGAGGUGGAGUCGCGACUAGGUGCGCUGUUGAGAAGAUUGACCGAACUGGCGAUGGAGGACGGUAGAAUUCCCAUCGCUCUGAGAAUAACGGUGAGAAAGCAUGACUUGAACAAACCCACCUCGGGCAAGAGGGAAACCAGGCAAUGCCAGUUGCCGAAGCAUCUUUUACCGUCCACGAAGAACGGCGUGUACGAUCACAAUAAAAUGCUGACGCUCGCCCUAAAGCUGUUCCAUCGAAUAGUCGAUGUCUCCAAGCCGUUCCACUUGACACUGCUGGGUGUCGCAUUCACGAAGUUCGAGGAGAGGUCAUAUGGCAGAAGCAGCAUCGCACCUUUCCUGUGCAAACAGGUCGCCGUUCAUUCUGUUUUGGACAUCAGCUCGGAGGAAGGUAUUCCCGAGGCAAAUCAGGGCUCACCGAUGAGUAUCAAUCAGGACAGCAAUGACAGCUCGGAUCAGUCGACGACGAUGAGCCUGACGAACACCGCCGCGUCGAGUCUCUCCUGCUCGCCGAUCUCGAAGCUGUGCGUGACGAAUCAGAACGCGGAGGACGAUCCGCAGAAUGAAAUAGAGCCGCUGCCGAAGAAAACCAAGCUGGAAGUGUGGCUGAGAGGUCCUCGAGAAUCGCCGAGUAAUGAAAUGGCUGAUCUGAGACUGAGUCCCUCGUCGCCAAUGCAGUUAUCACCCACUGUGGACCACGCAGUUUUUAAGACUCUCACUGUUGAGAGGAGAGAUGUCACUCGUUCUUGGCCCACAACCAGUAAACCAAAACCGAACAAUAUACUUAAAUAUUUUAUAGCCAAUAAGUGACCGAGCCCCGUUACCUAGUAUUGAAUGUCGCGUUUACGUAUGCACUUGAACCGACAACGUUAAAUGGCAGCACCGCGUAGUAUUAUACAGGAUACGAUUCUUUAUAUAUUUUUUAACAUUUUAAAUGCCAAAUUUUAAAGUACAAAACUUAUUAUAUGACGAAUUAUCCAGGCUCUUUUUUCUAAACUAACAAAUCGAAAAACCUCAUAGUGUUUAUAUAUAUUUACAACAAAUGUUUCUGAUACUUUGUUUUAUUAAAAAUAGAAGAGAUCUAUACAGUAUUAAUAAAUAUGAAUUUGAAUUUGAAUGUAUUAUUCAAGAUGGCUACUUGCAAUUUUCUUUAAAUUAAUUGGGAAAACAAAGCCUGAAUAAUUAAUACGUCACCUUUUUAUUUUAUUGUGCUCUAAAUUGAUGCCCUAAAAUUUCAACUAAGAAUCAUCCUGCAUAAAUUUCUCUUCUGUGCCUUUAUAUCAUAAAUAUUUUACUUUUUCAAUCAGUUUUGCAGAUUUUUUGAACGAAAGAAUAUGUGUGCGUGUGUGCGUGCGUGUGUAUAUGUGUAUCUAUCUUCAAUUGCAUUUAAUAUAUUAUUCUAGUUUAAUUUAACAUAAUGUGACGAGAGAUCAUAGUUUUACAUUGAUCUAUAGUUUAUAUUAUUUUUAUUUUUACAUUUUUUUUGACAGCUAAAAUGAUAUAUUGUAACGAAAUAUGUUUAAUUAUAAUUAUUUUUCAAUAUUAUAUUGUCAUAGUAACAUAAUUCUAAAGAGUUAUGUAUUUAUUUAUAAUAAUUUAGUUCUAUAAUUAAUUUCAAAAAAAUCUUUCAGGAAAACAAUUGUCGUGAAGAUUCUAGUUUUGUAGUUACAGUAUUUGUCAUUGGUGCUGUCGCCUUUACUAAAAAAAAAAAAAA